Williopsis jadinii is the source of this 2237-nucleotide messenger RNA. It is a transcript of the gene NOC2, whose product is annotated as mRNA-binding ribosome synthesis protein NOC2. The coding region runs from base 31 to 2142 and encodes 703 amino acids. Gene Ontology annotation, biological process: ribosomal large subunit biogenesis. Lineage: Eukaryota; Fungi; Ascomycota; Saccharomycetes; Phaffomycetales; Wickerhamomycetaceae. The record is from RefSeq and is a predicted model, not a curated record. Gene Ontology annotation, cellular component: Noc2p-Noc3p complex; nucleolus; Noc1p-Noc2p complex. The transcript has a single exon.
ACUGGGAAACGGGAAGUGAAUCAGCGUACAAUGGGAAAGGUUGGCAAGUCCACGAAGAAGUUUCAGUCGAAGCACUUGAAGCGUACGCUCGAUCAGAGAAAGGAGGUCAAGAAGCACAGACAGCUGCUUGCUAAGCACAGAGGUAACCGGAACAAGGCUGGUGCUGGUGCUGGUGGUGGUGCCGAGGCUUCGGGUGCUUCCAAGAAGAAAGAUGAGAUCUUUGAUGACAUGGACGUCGAGCAGUUCUUCGAAGGAGGGUUUGAAGUUCCUAAGGAGAAAGGGUCGAAAGUGAAGAAGACCAAGGAGCAGGAGGAAGCGGACGAUGAGAGCUCGUCCGAUGAGGAGAUUGAAGAGCACAAGGAAGAUCUGUCCAAGCUUGCUGAGAAGGACCCGGAAUUCUACAACUACCUGAAGGAGAACGACAAGGACCUCUUGGAUUUCAACCCUACAAACCCAUUGGAUGCCAUCAGCGCUGAUGAGGGCGAUGAUGGUGAAGAACACGCUGAUGGAAAGAAGGUAGAUUCCAGUGAAAAGAUUGAGGUUACUUUGAAAAUGGUCAAGGACUGGUCGAAGAAGCUUAACGAGCCAUCUUUGAAACUGAUCAAGAACGUUUUAACUGCGUUUAAGGCUGCUGUCAAUGCCAACAAUGAUAAAGAAGAGUACAAGUACACUGUUACUGAGCCUAAGGCAUUCCAAGAGCUUUUACUCCUCGGAUUGAAGAAAGUGCCAGUUGCUAUUCAACGUCUUGUUCCAUACAAGGUGAUCAAGGGAACCAGAACCGUGCCUGUGAGCACAAAGGUGAAACAGCUCAACUCAAUCUUGAAGUCGCACGCUGGAUCUCUGAUCACAUUGCUCAACGAUAUCAACAACACAGAGACAGCUGCUUUGGUGUUGUCCUCAGUUCAAGAGCUUUUACCAUACUUCAUUUCCUUCAGAAGACUCUUGAAGGAUAUUCUCAAUGCUGUUGUCUCUGUUUGGUCAAGUACACAGGAUGUGGAAACACAGAUUGCGUCAUUUGCCUUCUUGAACAACGCUUCCCGUGAAUUCAGCAAGUCAUCAUUGGAAACGAUUUUGAAAUUAACUUACUCCUCAUUCAUUAAACAAUGUCGUCAAACCAACGUCCAUACAAUGCCAAUGAUUAACUUCCAAAAGAACUCCGCUGCUGAGCUUUUCGGAAUUGAUCAAAGCCUAUCAUAUCAAAUUGGUUUCGAUUAUAUCCGUCAAUUGGCUAUUCACUUGAGAAACAGCAUCAACAACACAAAGGAUGGUUACAAGACCAUCUACAACUGGCAGUAUACGCAUUCUCUUGACUUCUGGUCUCGUGUCUUGUCCCUCCACUGUAACCCUGACGUCGAAAUGAAGAAGGAAUCACCAUUGAGACAACUCAUCUACCCACUAGUCCAGGUCACACUGGGUGCAGCAAGAUUGAUACCAACUGCCCAAUUCUUUCCGUUGAGAUUUUACUUGAUGCGCUCUUUGAUCCGUUUAUCUCAAAAUACAGGUGUUUUCAUCCCAUUGUUCCCACUGUUACAAGAGAUCUUGAACUCCACCACUUUGACCAAGAACCCAAAGAAUGCAAACUUGCAAGCUUUUGAUUUUGACCAUAACAUCAAAGCAAACACUGCUUACUUGGGCACAAGGGUAUAUCAGCAAGGUGUGUGUGAGCAGAUUAUUGACUUAGCCAGUGAAUACCUUGUUCUGUAUUCAAAAUCGAUUUCCUUCCCCGAACUUGCAACCCCAGUUAUCAUCUCUUUGAGAAGAUACAUCAAGACCAGCAGCAAUGUCAAAUUCAACAAACAACUCUCCCAACUCGUUGACAAGUUGAACCAGAACUCCGAGUUCAUCCAACAAAAGAGAUCGACAGUCGAGUUUGGUCCAAAGAACAGGGUUGAAGUUAACAACUUCUUGAAGGACCUUUCAUGGGAGAAGACACCACUGGGUGUGUACGUUAAAGUACACAGAGAAGUUAAAGAGGAGAAGGUUAGAAUCUUGAGAGAAUCGUUAGCAGAGGAGGAAGAGGAGAGAAAGAAGAACAAAUCAAAGGAGGUGGAGUCUCUUGAUGAUGAGGACCUUGUCAUGGAAGAUGGAGACGAUGAUGAAAAGGACUACGGAAGUGAUGUCUUUGAGGAUGAUGAGGAGUGAAUCAUGUCUAAUCUACAGCCACUUUUCCAACACUGCCGGAUAGAUCAGAUGAUGGUGUAAAAGUGUGUACAUUAAAAUUAUUAACUAAAUCUGAG